AUGAAGCAGGAGAGCGGUAGAUUAAAGAUUAUUCAGACCCCGCGUGAAUAUCAGAUUGAGCUCUUCGAGAGGGCCAAGCACAAGAAUACCAUCGUAGUCUUGGAUACUGGAUCCGGAAAGACCUUGAUUGCUGCUUUACUACUUCGUCACUUCCUUGAAAAGGAGAUUGAAGACCGCGCGACUGGUCAACCGAAGCGCAUUGCUUUCUUUCUAGUGGAUAAGGUAUCUCUUGUCUUUCAGCAGCAUGCCGUUCUCGAUUGUAACCUGGAGCACCCCGUCGCCCGCUUCUGUGGUGACAUGGUCGACGAGAUGUGGUCCGGCGAGUUUUGGGCUCAACAGUUCGAGGAUAACAUGGUCAUUGUCUGCACCGCGGCUAUUCUGCAAAAAUGCUUGACCCACUCAUACAUUCGCAUGGAGCAAAUCAACCUCCUCAUCUUCGAUGAAGCCCAUCAUACGAAGAAGAAUCACCCUUACGCUCGCAUAAUCAAGGACUUCUAUAUAAAAGAACCUGAUCAAAAGAAGCGACCAAGAAUACUCGGUAUGACGGCCUCCCCUGUGGACGCCCAGACGGAUAUCAAGAUUGCUAUCGCCCAGCUUGAAUGCCUCCUUCACAGCGAAAUCGCAACCGUGUCUGAAGAGUCGCUCUCUCGUAAGUCACACGUCCGAAAGAUUACAGAAAUGGAGAUUCACUACAGCCGCCUUCCCAUGCCUUACGAGACAGAGCUAUACCGGAAGAUCAGCGCCCUUGUGGGUCGCAACCAGCACCUCAGCAAAGAGCUAUCUUUUGCGAAGGCGGCAACAUCGUCCCUUGGCUCUUGGGUGGCAGAUCGUUUCUGGCAGCUUUUCCUGACAGACGAGACGAUCUUGAGGCUGGCACAUAGAACCGACAUGACCUACUCCGGUCUCAACUGCAACGACAGAGAGACCAUGGCGAUACAGAAGCUUCGGGAUGUCAUUCGAACCCAUGAGUUCAAACCUGCUUCACCGACUCUAGACCAGGUGUCUAUUAAAGUCCUUCGGCUGUGGGAAGAGCUCAAACUCCGCUUCACAAGGGAGCCAGAAUACCGUUGUAUUGUAUUCGUGGAAAUGAGACUCACGGCCGCACUGCUUGCGGAUCUGUUCAAGCAGGAGGGUAUCAAAAUCCCUGGUCUCACCCCGGCAGUGCUAGUUGGGAGCCAGACCGAUACGGGACUUGCGAACAUGUCGUUCAAGCAACAAACGCUAACGAUCCACAGAUUCAGGCAUGCGGAGGUCAAUUGUCUCUUUGCCACGCAGGUCGCCGAAGAGGGACUCGAUAUACCUGACUGCAACCUUGUCAUGCGAUUUGAUCUCUACAAAUCCGUGAUUCAAUACAUUCAAUCAAAGGGGCGCGCAAGACGACAGGACUCGGAAUACAUAUCAUUCAUUGAAGGCGGCAAUGGAAGACAAGCCCGGAUGGUAUUGCAGACUACAUACGAUCAGAACGUUCUGCGCCGCUUCUGCAGUGCGCUGCCCGAGGACAAAAAGAUCAUGGGUUUCGAUAUCGAGGCCAGCGUUCUAAAGGGAGACUCGCACUAUAAAACGUACCUCAUUGAGUCUACUGGCGCGGUUCUGACAUGGAGCUCUAGCAUCGACGUGCUGGCUAACUUCGCCUCCUCCUUACGCCAGUCUAACGAUGAAAUCUGGGCACCCGAGUACGCGGUUUUCAAUCAGGGACAAAAGUUCAAGGCAGAGGUCACAUUACCGGAAAAGUCUCCGAUCAGGCACAUGACGGGGUUCCCACAUAGCAAUAAGCAAGCAGCUCGUUUUUCUGCUGCAUUCGAAAUGUGCAAGGAGCUGAUCAAGAAGAAAUACAUCGAUCAUAACUUACGACCAGUGUUCACCAAGAAGCUUCAUGCUAUGCGGAACGCUCGUCUCGCCAUCAGUUCAAACAAGCAAUCCGAGUACAAGAUGAGAACCAAGCCAGAAAUCUGGUUUCGUCUUGGUCCUUUCAGCCACCUCUACGUCAACGCCUUGGUCCUUGCAACACCAGAUGCUAUCGGUAGAAGCUCGAAACCGCUGCUACUUCUUACAAGGGAAAAGCUUCCAGAUCUCCCCGCUAUUCCUCUGUUCUUUGGAAACGAACAGAAGUCAGAGGCCUUCGUCAUCUCUCUUCCGGUCCCUGUCCAAAUCUCCGAAACUGACUCAGAGCUCUUAAAGACUUUUACCUUCCGCGUCUUCAAGGAUGUAUUCAGUAAGGAGUAUGAAGCUUCGACACAAAAUGUCCCUUAUUUUCUCGCCCCGACUCUGUGCCACCAUUCUGAAGGUUUGAACAGAGCCGACGUGACGACCCUGAUCGACUGGAAUCAUCUCCGGGCUACCAAGGACAUACAGUAUCUGGAGUGGGACGACACUACCGCAGAAGACUUCUUCAAUGACAAACUAGUUGUAGAUCCUUAUGCAGGGUCUCGGAAGUUGUACCUGCGGGGAGUUCGUAAAGAUAUGAAGCCAAUGGACCUAGUGCCCGAAGGCGUACCCGACCCUGGUCACAGAGCCUGGCGCGACCCGGCGGUGGAGAAGAACAUUAAGGAGUACAGCGUGAGUCUGUGGACGAAAGCUCGAAUCAAAAGGACAUGGCGAGACACCCAGCCUGUUCUUGAAGCCGAAGUGGUAUCGUUGAGACGAAACCUUUUUGAUGACUUUGCGGAGGUGACGACCGAGAAGUCAAAGAUCUGCUACGUGAUUCUGGAGCCUUUGAGGGUGUCAACCCUCCCCAUUGAGGCCGUUGUAAUGGCCUCCGCCUUCCCUGCACUCAUCCACCGCAUUGACGCGGCCAUGAUUGCCCUGGAUGCGUGCAAGCUGCUGAAUCUGGACGUCCGCCCUGAUCUGGCACUGGAGGCUAUCACGAAAGACUCAGACAAUAGUGACGAGCACGACAAAGACAAGAUCAACUUCCAGGGAGGGAUGGGAAAGAACUACGAACGGCUGGAGUUUCUCGGCGAUUGCUUUCUGAAGAUGGCCACGACUAUAGCACUAUUCACCAAAGCCCCGAAGAACAACGAAUCCGAAUCUCAUAUGGAACGUAUGCUCCUGAUCUGCAAUCAAAACCUUUUCAAUAAGGCUGUGGACCGGAACAUACCAGAGUAUGUGCGCUCGAAGUCAUUCGAUCGUCGCAGCUGGUAUCCAUCAGGACUGCGCCUCCUCCGAGGUAAGGAGAGCUCGCUGAACCAUAAGCACGCUCUUGCAGACAAGUCCAUUGCCGAUGUCUGUGAAGCUCUCAUUGGCGCUGCGUACUUGUCAUAUGCCGAUGCAAACAACUUUGACAUGGCGAUCCGGGCAGUCACCGUCAUGGUCAAGAACAAGAAUCACCUCAUGACCUCGUGGGGAGAUUACUACGCCGCCUACAUCCCUCCUGCGUGGCAGUUUGGAGACCCGACUGCCAUGCAGAAGGAGCUGGCGCGUCAGAUCAAGAAGAAGCUGGGGUACGAGUUCAAGUCCCCCACGCUCCUCCGGAGUGCAUUCAAGCAUCCGUCGUAUCCCCGGGCAUACGAGAAUCUGCCUGACUACCAACGUCUUGAGUUCCUCGGCGAUGCCUUGCUUGACAUGGUCUGCGUGGACUUCCUCUUCAACAAGUUCCCCGAUGCCGAUCCUCAGUGGCUCACAGAACACAAGACCGCCAUGGUCAGCAAUCAGUUCCUGGCCAGCCUUUGCGUCAAGCUGGGACUUCACAAGCACGUCCUGACUGGUCAAGCGUCCCUCCUGCACCAGACCCACGACUUUGUCGCCUCGCUCGAGUGCGCCAAACAGGACGCGACAGCCGACGGAACGUUUUCGAAAGCUUACUGGAUACAUGUCAAGCAUGCACCCAAGUAUCUUGCCGACGUCGUCGAGGCCUGCAUCGGCGCGCUGUUCGUCGACUCGGGUUACGACUACAGCCAAGUCCGCGCCUUCUUCGACGCCCACAUCCGUCCCUUCUUCACGGACAUGGUGCUCUAUGACUCCUUCGCCAGCCACCACCCCGUCACGAACCUCUCUCAUAUCCUGCAAGACAAGUUCGGAUGCCAGGAGUGGCGCUUGAUGGUUCGUGAAGUCGCGCCGACUGUCGAAGAGGGCGGAGCCGCCGCCAUUACUGGCUCCCGGAUUCUCUGCGGCGUCAUGCUGCACGGGCACAUUUGCUUUCACGCAACCGCGGCUAGUGGUCGAUACGCCAAGAUCGCGGCAGCGAAGAGGGCGAUUGAGAAGCUGGAGGAUACGGACGUGGAGGCCUUCAGGAAGGAGUUUGGGUGUGACUGCGAGGCUCGAACGGGCGAGCAUGCCAUUGCGGAUCACGGUACCGCCGUGUGA
Colletotrichum spaethianum is the source of this 4302-nucleotide messenger RNA. RefSeq names its product dicer-like protein 1. Gene Ontology annotation, biological process: siRNA processing. Lineage: Eukaryota; Fungi; Ascomycota; Sordariomycetes; Glomerellales; Glomerellaceae. The transcript has 3 exons. Gene Ontology annotation, molecular function: ribonuclease III activity; DNA binding; RNA binding. Gene Ontology annotation, cellular component: nucleus; cytoplasm; RISC complex. The record is from RefSeq and is a predicted model, not a curated record. The coding region runs from base 1 to 4302 and encodes 1433 amino acids.